AUGUCCAAAGCCCUCCUCAUCACCGGCGCAACAGGCCAACAAGGCGGUGCGACAAUCGACGCUCUCAUCAGCUCCCCAUCCCACACCUCCGACUUCACAAUCCUAGCCGUAACUCGCAACCCCUCUUCCGCCUCAGCGACCUCCCUGCAAGCCAAAUCCCCAGCCAUCAAGCUGGUCGCCGGAGACUUCAACGAUGUGCCCGGUAUCUUCGCUGCCGCUGAAGCACUUCAGAAGCCCAUUCAUGGUGUCUUCGCUGUCACCACAUUCCUAGGUAAAGGUCAGAGUGUGGAGACCGAAGAAAAAACCGGCAAAGCAUUGGUGGACGAAGCACUGAAGCACGGUGUCAAGCAUUUCGUUUUCACCUCGGUGGAUCGCGGUGGUGACAAGUCCAUCGACAACCCCACCGAAGUGCCUCAUUUCAUUUCCAAGCACAACAUCGAGCGCCAUUUGAUUGACAGCGCAAAAGGCACUGACAUGAAGUACACCAUUCUGCGUCCCGUCGGCUUCAUGGACAACUGGGUCCCUGGGUUCAUGGGCAAAACUUUUGGCGCAAUGUGGUCAGCAGCCCUCAAACCAGACCGCAAGUUGCAGUUGAUCAGUGUGCGCGACAUCGGCCACUUUGCCGCUGAGGCCUUCCGCAACCCGGCCAAAUACAACAGCCGUGCUAUCUCUCUUGCGGGAGAUGAACUCACCUUGUCUGAAGCUGAUAAGGUGUGGAAGAACGCUGUGGGACACGGAGCACCAAACACAUUCUCGUUUGUGGGAUCGGGUUUGUUUUGGGUCAGCAAGGAGCUGAGUACCAUGUUCAGAUGGUUUCAGACCGAUGGCUACAACGUCGACAUUGCUGCUCUCAAGAAGGAACACCCUGGUCUGCAGACCUUGGGUGAUUGGAUUGUCAACGAGAGUGCUUUCAAGAAGAACUGA
Aureobasidium namibiae CBS 147.97 is the source of this 924-nucleotide messenger RNA. RefSeq names its product NmrA-like family protein. Bases 1 to 924 code for a protein of 307 amino acids. The transcript has a single exon. NCBI's taxonomy places the organism in Eukaryota, Fungi, Ascomycota, Dothideomycetes, Dothideales, Saccotheciaceae. The record is from RefSeq and is a predicted model, not a curated record.